This is a messenger RNA of Daldinia childiae, 693 nucleotides long. RefSeq lists its product as uncharacterized. The record is from RefSeq and is a predicted model, not a curated record. NCBI's taxonomy places the organism in Eukaryota, Fungi, Ascomycota, Sordariomycetes, Xylariales, Hypoxylaceae. The coding region runs from base 1 to 693 and encodes 230 amino acids. The transcript has 3 exons. Gene Ontology annotation, biological process: mycotoxin biosynthetic process.
AUGGCAUCCACCAAGGAAAACGAUAACGAGGAAGAGCAAGCAUUCCUUCAACCUGGGGCGCCCCAGGAAGAUGUUGCUUGGUCUCGGGAAGGACGGGGUCCUCGCAAGGCAACACAAUACCUGCGACUCGCACUAGAGAUUGCAAUGGCAAGCAAGAUCCUGAUUGUCCAUCUUAAAGUUCCACGAAAGACGUACACGUUCCUCCCGGAUGCCAAGUACGUACGCGACGACAUGCUCUUUGACGAACAUGACACCCUCCAUACUCUUCAUAACUGGAUACCACUAAGCGCAGACGCCAGAGGCUACGUCCAGAUUCCCGAUUAUGAAGCCUACGAUAUUCUCGGAAAACCCCAUACGGUAGCCAUCAACCGGACGUCUGACGGACCGGCAUACAUGAUGUCCGUUUUCCACCAGCUUCAUUGCUUGUCGUAUAUCGUCGAGCAUUACCAGCAAGGAUACGCUGGCGUCAAAUUGACGGAAGAGGUAGCCCAUCACUCGUCACACUGCUUCGACUACCUCCGCCAAUCCAUCAUGUGUUCCGCGGAUACCAACUUAGAGGGAGAGUCGGAAUACGGUCCAGGCUGGGGAUCAAAACACGAAUGUGCCGAUUACGAUGCUGUGCUAGCUUGGGCAAACAAGCAUUCGGCGAUGAAAUGGAGGAAUGGUCUUCUCCCGGAAGAUUCUGUACUCUAA